This is a messenger RNA of Fulvia fulva, 1179 nucleotides long. RefSeq names its product Septin spn3. Bases 1 to 1179 code for a protein of 392 amino acids. The transcript has 2 exons. Gene Ontology annotation, cellular component: septin complex; septin ring; cytosol. NCBI's taxonomy places the organism in Eukaryota, Fungi, Ascomycota, Dothideomycetes, Mycosphaerellales, Mycosphaerellaceae. Gene Ontology annotation, molecular function: GTPase activity; molecular adaptor activity; GTP binding. The record is from RefSeq and is a predicted model, not a curated record. Gene Ontology annotation, biological process: cytoskeleton-dependent cytokinesis.
AUGUCUUCCUCCCCCGCCAUCAAGCUCCGCCGCAAGAAGAAUGUGAAGAAAGGUAUUCAGUUUUGUCUGAUGGUCUGCGGUGCCUCAGGUACUGGUCGCACAACCUUCGUCAACACACUCUGCGGUCGCCAGGUCUUGACCCCCCUCGACACCGACGACCCGACCACUGCGCAUCUCGAGGAAGGUGUCAAGAUCAAACCAGUUACCGUCGAGCUGGAACUGGAUGAGGAGGGCACAAGGGUUUCGUUGACCAUCGUGGACACACCCGGCUUCGGUGACAGCAUUGACAAUGAAGCCUCUUUCGGCGAGAUCUCCAGCUACCUUGAGCGUCAAUACGAUGACAUCUUGGCAGAGGAGAGCAGAAUCAAGCGUAACCCGCGAUUCAGGGACAACAGAGUCCACGUUCUCCUCUACUUUGUCCAGCCAACUGGUCACGGUCUCCGCGAGCUUGACAUCGAACUGAUGCGCCGUCUCAGCCCACGUGUCAACGUCAUCCCAGUCAUCGGCAAGGCCGACUCCCUCACCCCACUCGAACUCGCCGAGAGCAAAAAGCUCAUUAUGGAGGACAUCGAGCACUACCGCAUCCCAGUCUACAACUUCCCAUACGACAUCGAAGAGGACGACGAGGACACUGUCGAGGAGAACGCCGAGCUUCGUGGCCUGAUGCCGUUCGCCAUCGUUGGUUCGGAUGACAUUCUCGAGCUCGACGGUAAGCGUGUGCGCGCACGCCAAUACCCAUGGGGUGUUGUCGAGGUCGAGAACCCACGACACAGCGACUUCCUUGCAAUUCGAUCCGCCCUUCUCCACUCCCACUUGGCAGAUCUCAAGGAGAUCACCCAUGACUUCCUCUACGAAAAUUACCGCACCGAGAAGCUGUCUAAGAGCGUAGCUGGCGUCAACGACUCCACCGGAAUGGUCAACCCAGAGAACGACAGCUUGGACCCACAGUCGCUUGCUUCCCAAUCCGUCCGCCUCAAGGAGGAGCAGCUGCGCCGCGAGGAGGAGAAGCUUCGUGAGAUUGAGGUCAAGGUCCAGCGUGAGAUCAACGAGAAGAGGCAAGAGCUGUUGGCACGUGAGUCGCAACUCAAGGAGCUCGAGAGCAGAAUGGUCCGGGAACAGACACCAAGCCAGCCAGCUCUGACCGAGGAUGACGAGAGUGUCGCUGGUGCGACGCACUAA